CUUGAGAGCUACGCAAAUAAUUUCACAGACAUCAGAUCGAGUGCAAUGUCCAAAACAAACAGGUGGAUGAAUGCGAUCUUCAGAGCCGUUCUCAUCGGGGUCUUGUUAGGAACGGCGUUUGGAGGGCCGAGACAAUCAGAUACAUCUACACACCGUGAUCCUCAUCAUGGACAACAGACAGAAGUCGGUCAAAGGAUUUAUUAUCCUGUAAUACAUGAAGCUCAGAAGAUUCACGACACACAGCAGAUUCUGUAUCCCUCACUCAAUGAUGGACAGCAGACGUGUCUGUACAAUACAGCAGGAGAUAAAUGUGAGCGCUGUAAAGACGGAUACUACGGUAAUGCCACACAAAGAACAUGCAGAGUAUGUCCGUGUCCUCUCAGCACUGAAGCUAACGGUUUUGGAGUGGGAUGCAGUGAAACAUCAGAUGGGAGAGUUCAGUGUCUGUGUAAAGUGAGUUACACGGGUGAAAGAUGCGAGCGAUGUGCGCCGGGGUUUUACGGUGAUCCUCGGGUCUUUGGUGGACGCUGUCGUCCGUGCAACUGUCCUAAAAACUCUUGUGAUUCACUGACCGGAGUGUGCAAGAAUUUCCUAGAGCUUCAAAACACUGAGACAGACGAACAAUGUGAAGAGUGUGAUAACUGCGCACAUACCUUGCUGAGUGAUCUGGAAAAGUUUGACAUUGACUUGAAAAGAUUUAAAGAUCAACUUGAUUUGGAUUCAGUCGGAUCUUCGGUUAAAGACGAUCUGCGGAAGCUCGAGGACGCCAUCACUAACACAACGAAUCUGAUGAAUAUAUUCAGCUCUACAGUCAACAAACAGGGAUCUAAAAUCAAUCAACUGGAGCGAGACGUCAUAAAUCUGGCAGAAGAUAUGAAUGAUCUGAAGGAACAGGCAAGGAAACGCUCAGACGACUCUCAGAAAGCUCUUGUGAAUGUUGAAAACAGUCAUGAGAGGGCAAAAGAUCUGGAGACUGAGACACAAAACCUCCAUAAGAAAAUACAAGAUCUGCUGAAACAGCUGACAGAUGCAAACAUUGGUGAAUCGACUCCGCUCUCAGGGGAUCUCCAGAAACUUCUGCAGGAGUCUGAGCGUAUGGUGAAAGAAAUGCAGAAUAGAAACUUCACACCUCUGAAAGACAACGUCAAGAAAGAGCGAGAUCAAGCCAACAAACUUUUGGAGCAAGUCAAUGACUUCACAAAGCAGUGUGAUGAGAAUAAAGACGCAUCUAAACGUGUUGAGGGUUUACUAGAAAGCUAUGAGAUGAAAGUGAAAGAGUUAGAAGAUUCACUGAAACAGGCUGUUAACAUGGUGAAGCAAGCCAGCGGUCUGAAUGAUGUUAAUGCUGUAGGACUUCAAGACGUGGUGAAACAACUGAAGGAUUUGGAGAACGAGCGAGAUCUUGUUCGAAAUCAGAUCGGUUUGGCAGUGGACCAGCUGAAAAACACUGAAGACCUUCUGAAAAUGUUCAAUGACAGUAAAACGGACUAUGAAGACCUCACAAAACAACUCGACAGCGCAAAGACUGAUCUGAAAGACAAAGUAAAGGUCAUCUCUCAAGCUAAAGCUCAGGAGAAGAUUGUGAAGCAAGCAGAAGAACAUGCUGAGAACCUUCGCAAACUCUCCAAAGAGCUUCAAGAAGCUGUACAGAAUGUGAGUGGACUCUCUGGUGUGCAGGACGCUCUGUCAGGGAUUGACAUUUAUAAAAACAUCACCGAUGCUGUCAACGCUGCAGAGGAGGCGGCGAACAAAGCCAAAGAAGCUGCAGAUAAAGCACUUCGUGAAGCCAAUCAAGGAGACCUCAUCAAGAGGGUAACAAAUCUAAAAGACACCGGCAAUAAUCUUCUUAAAAACGCAACAGAUGCAGUCCGAGAUCUUAAAGGAGCAACUAAAGAUCUCAAUAAUCAGAUGAAGCGUUUACAAGACGAUGAGAAGAAAAAGAAACUUCUGGAGGAGACGCUGAGGUCUCUUCAGGACGAUCUCAGAAAAAUUCAGAGAGAUGACAUUGAUAAUAUUAUUAAUGCUGCUAAGAAAGCUGCAGCGGAUGCCAAUCUCACCACCACCAACACGAUGGAUGAACUGAAUGAUAUUAAAGCAGAAGUGAAGAAGAUCUCCAUCAGUCCAAGUGUUUCUAAUAUUGACAAUGUUCUCCAAGAUGUUGAUGUGACCGUAAAAAACCUGAGCGCCUCCAUCCCAUCACUGUUAGAUAAAAUCAAUGAACUGACUUCACAGCUCACUGCAGUAAACAACGUCUCUGAUAACAUCAACCGGAUAAAAGAACUGAUCGAGCAAGCACGUGAAGCCGCUAACAGAAUCGUUGUGCCUAUGAAGUUCAGUGGUAAUGGAUUCGUGGAGCUGCGUCCUCCUAAAGACAUAGAUGACCUGCGAGCGUACACAGCUCUUACUCUAGCUCUCCAAAGAUCCGAGAAAACACCCAACCGAGGACGUAGACGCCGUCGACAGAUCUCCACAGAUCAAGACAAUAUGUUUGUCUUUUACUUGGGUCAUAAAAACGGAUCUGGAGACUACAUUGGCAUGGCUCUUAGAAAUAAUCUCCUGCGUUUGGUAUAUAAGCUGAAUGGAAAGGAAUAUGAUAUUGAGACCUCAAACAUCACAGAGUCUCCGUCUGAACCGGCUUUCUUUGAUAAAAUUGUCAUUCAGAGAGUUUAUCAAGACGCUGAAGUCAUUCACACACAACAGUUCACAUCCAGCAACCCAAAGUCUCCACAGAUUGAAGUUAAACAAGGUGACCUGAUCCGUAAUCUACUGGAUCUCAGUCCUGAUGAUGUGGUCUUCUAUGUCGGAGGUUAUCCAGAUGACUUCAAGCCUCCAACUUCACUCAACAUCGGCAAAUAUAAGGGCUGCAUUGAGUUUUCCACCUUCAAUGAGAAAUUUAUCAGUCUCUACAACUUUAAGAAUGCAGUUAAUAUUAACAAAGAAACUCCCUGCAAGAGACACAUCCCAGUCACUGGUUCAGAGUCAACCUACUUUGAAGGCUCCGGUUACGUCAAAAUCAUGCUUGAAAAGUUCCCCAAACCCUUACAGAUCAUUCAGAAAAUAGAUUCCCGAUCUGAGGAUGCACUUCUGAUUUUUAUAAGAGAUGAGAAUGAUGAGUUUUUCUACAGUGUCUCUCUUGAGCGAGGUUAUAUUGUCGUUCAAGGCCAGGAGAAAGGCCAAGUUUUGAGUCCUUUCAGAAGUUUGGAGAAAGUAAAACUUUCUCCAGAAAUAGAAGUCAGAGUUAUUAUCAAUCUAAUGAGAGACAUUACAGUAAGAGUUGGUCAAACUGAGGUGAAAACAUCAGGCUACAGUCCAACAAGGUUUCUACACUACUUUCUGGGUGGUAUACCCAACAUUUUACGUGAGAGAUACAACAUUACUGUUCCUGCUCUGAAAGGUUGUGUGAAAGGCGGCAUGGCUGGUGGUAUAAGUCAAUUUGUUAAAGAAGAGGUGGGAAUCGGCAAAGGCUGCUCCCAAGACUUACUGGUGGUCAGAAAAGCUGAAUUCACUCCAGGCAGUGCAUUAGAGAAAGUUUAUGGGGACUUCAGCUUACAGGAUGACAUUAACCUCUCACUCGGCUUCAAGAGUAUUAAACCAGACGGCAUCUUAAUGCAAAACACCAAAGCUAAUAAACACAUUCAGCUUUCUAUGGAGAAAGGAUACGUGAUGCUAAAAUUACAAGACAGCAUGUGGAAAUCUACGAAAACUUAUCAGGAUGGUAAAUGGCAUUACCUCACGGUGGUCAGACAGGGUCAACGUGUUGAACUUCGAGUUGAUGAAGAUGAUGUUGGAGAGAGACUGGCAGGUUCUUCAUCUGAAGUUUAUUCUUCUAGUAUAACUUUGGGCAAAGACACUUUCAAGGGAUGCAUCUCCAACCUUUAUCUUAGGAGACCGGAGGCUUUAUAUAAACCAGAAGAUUUGAGUUCAUACACUGCUACAGGAGACGUGAUGAUGGACACAUGCAGUGCUAAACUCAACAUUUAACUUCACACAGUCGUGGUUUUCUUUCUAAAGAGACUUCAAGUGUUUUACCAGUGUAUGACUCUACUGUAUUACACAUUCAUCAAUAAAUAUAUAACACAUCUGCAA
This is a messenger RNA of Misgurnus anguillicaudatus (oriental weatherfish), 4086 nucleotides long. Its product is annotated as laminin subunit alpha-3. The record is from RefSeq and is a predicted model, not a curated record. Gene Ontology annotation, cellular component: laminin trimer. Gene Ontology annotation, biological process: axon guidance; basement membrane assembly; regulation of embryonic development. Gene Ontology annotation, molecular function: signaling receptor binding. Lineage: Eukaryota; Metazoa; Chordata; Actinopteri; Cypriniformes; Cobitidae.